This is a messenger RNA of Malaya genurostris, 3770 nucleotides long. It is a transcript of the gene mxt, whose product is annotated as eukaryotic translation initiation factor 4E-binding protein Mextli. Gene Ontology annotation, biological process: regulation of formation of translation initiation ternary complex; positive regulation of translation. The transcript has 10 exons. The coding region runs from base 501 to 2600 and encodes 699 amino acids. The record is from RefSeq and is a predicted model, not a curated record. Gene Ontology annotation, molecular function: translation initiation factor activity; RNA binding; eukaryotic initiation factor 4E binding. NCBI's taxonomy places the organism in Eukaryota, Metazoa, Arthropoda, Insecta, Diptera, Culicidae. Gene Ontology annotation, cellular component: RNA cap binding complex; cytoplasm.
AGUGGGCUCUUUUCUUAUAGUGCCACACAUUUUCCCGUCACUCACCACAUUCAUUUCAUUCGACAAAUUGUUCGCGUUGAGGAAAGUUGGAGCUGUUGAAGCAGCAGAAAAAGGGGAGGUGCACAAACAUCGGCAAAUCCGUUUAUUUUCUUUUCGUUCUGUUCCUGUAUCGUUUUAUAUGUCUUUCAUUGUUUGACUUGCCACCACGUGACGAAGUGCGUGUCUGUUUUACUUGUAUUGAACAAGAAAGGAUAGGAAACGGAAAAACUAACGGUAAAGGAAAAAGCCAACACACCACAUUGACAAAUCGCCAUUCAUUGGAAAUUACUUUACCCGAGCAAAACACCGGAUUUUUUUCUGUUCGUGUUGAGGUAGAAAUCAAUAACGUCUGCUACUGCAAAGUACAUUGAAUCAGUCACAAAUCGAUAGUUGCUGGGGCGAGGACGAUCUGGAUUUGAUCCGCGUCAGCAAACGAACGACCAACGAAUUCGCUGAUAGUCAUGUCGCAGAUAAGUCGGACGGUGAAAAAUCUGGAACCGCCUCGUCCGCUCAAGGCUACACUGAAACAAUCUCACGGUCAUGUACCCGUCUACGAAGUUCAAUCAAUUGAAGAACUUAUCACAUUGACGGAAAAUGUUGCAGCCAGUUUGAACAGUGGAUGUAACAGUGCGGACGGUAUGAACGCGCUACUGGCAAAUCUGCGAUUGUACGGACCGCAACUGGAGAACGUUUCCAAAGAUACCCUAGAUCGAGCGUUCGUAAUUUUUCGAAAUGCUUCGCAGGACGAACGGUUAAACAUAAUGACGCGACUUAACUUGUUGGAACUGAUUGAGUUGCGAGCCAAGUCGUGGCAAGUGUCGGACGGUAUAAACACCUACUACAAGCACAAGGCUACGAAUGUAGAGCCGGAUGUCAUCGGCGAUUCUUCGUUGUUGAGCACCUCCCCUCCUGGAUUGUCUCUAGGACAGCAGAUGAUCCCGUCGUUGUCUCCCGGUGAAUUAAUUCGUACCUCGGGCAAGUUUCCGAAGCCGACGAAAAUUCCCGGCAAAACUUACUGCAAGGACGAGAUUGUUAUCCGCAACGCUGAUUCUGGAAAAGUAAUGGGAAUCAAGGGACGUAGAGUUCACAUGAUAGAGGAAUUAAGCGAAACCGUUAUAUCGUUCCAAAGAGUUAAUCCAGGUGCGAAGGAACGUCUCGUUCAAAUUACCGGUCCCAAUGAGGAGAAAAUCAACUACGCGAAACAGUUGAUCGAAGACACAAUCCGUCGUAAUGCAUCUCCGGUGCGUCUGGAAACUUCACAGGAUGGCUCGUGCAGCUCGUUGGCAUCGUCUGCGUCGGACGAAAUGCUCCCACGACGACCACUCUCCGAUGGGCCAAACUCUUUGCCAAAUAAUCCCACUGGGCAGCGAGGUUCCACAUUGAUGGGCAAUCCAAACGGAUUCCAGCAAGCGGGCUCGCAAUCCGGAGCUGGUUUGAAUUUGAAUUUAGCUAAUUCAAAUAACGGUAACCUGUACCAGCAACAGCAGCAGCAGCAACAACAACAACAUCAGUCGGCACAAUAUACUCAUCCAAAAUUGGCCCGAAACGGAUCCCAGAAUCUUGGACAGCAGUCGGGAUUGUUACUGCACAGUUUAUCCUCAAAUGAUGCUUCUCUGGGUGAAUACAAGUAUACGGUUAGUGUUGGCAGACACAACGUCAAAAUCACCGGAGAAUGCUUCGACUUAGUACGGGUUGCAAAGCUGGUGCUUGACGACUACUUCAGCAGCAAUGAAUUUUUGGCUGCUGUGGAGAUGGGAUUUGACCUACCGAAUUCACUGGCUUCUCCGGUAACACCGAUGCCGGGUCAGCAUCAGCUAAUAACUGGAUCACCGUUUGUCGACAGUGGCGUAGGGCUCGAUGCUAUGGCGAUGGGAGCCAACUGCAUCGAAGUGGAUGACGAUGUGUUCAUCGUAGAACCACCGACUCUACCUGGCGCCAGCAGCGGGUGUAAAUCGGGCGACAGUUCCAGCUCGUCCAGCUCGACGCUAGUAAACACGUCCACACCCAUCAAUAACGGGCUGAGUCGAUCCCGAAGGAGUCAUUUCUCGCGCAAGGACAGCGCACCGGACGGCAUCAAGGAUGGCAGCACAGCUGCACCAGCUUCGAAUGACGAUUCUACUUCAGCGAGAAUUGUGCAUGAAUACGAACGCUUGAUCUACUACUCCAAGUCUCCCCACUCAUGGGCUUUGCCACGUGACUGGUUGAAGAUCUGCGAUAAACUGCCGUACCUAGUACGGAACAAGGACAUCGAUGAUGACAAGAGCCGCUUUAAUGGCGAUUUGUUUUUGGAACAGAAAAAGCAAACAGCUCAGGAAAGUGGUGUCACUUCGAUCGAACCAGGAUCCAACGAAACCGAACGAAGAGGAUUGGGUGAUUCUGCGUUCAAUCAAGUAGAUGCAACCUCUGCUACCACAAGGACCAUGGCGAUUACGACGACGACGACGGCGGCGAUGACGGCAACGACUGCGACAACAAAUUCUACAACACAACCAGCGGAGGCCGAAACGGCUGCUGCAACAACGACGACAACCGAAGCUUCGAAGCAGCAAGAUGUGAACUGAUAAAACAGAAUUUUUUCUCGCUUUGGCACUGUCCUGAUUUUUCAUAACCGAUAUUUGUGGUAGUUUUUUAGUAACAUAUAAAAACACAGGCAAUUCUUAAUUAUUAUCCUUAUAGCCAUAACCUGUCAGCCUUACAGGCUAUAAAACAAAAUCAAUUCACAAAGAAAUUAGGCAAUAAUACCGAUGUUUCCUUACUUUCAUCUAAAAAAUCGUUCUAUACAUUUCACUCUGCAGCUUGAGAUUACUUCAACUCAAACGUUAUUCAAAUAACAACAAAAAACAACCAGAAGCAACACACAGCUUCAACGAAUGAUGAUCCAUUUGAUGAACAAAAAAAUCUCUUAGAUAUAAUUACCCUUUUAUAUAGUCGUGCAUGUUCCCUGAUAACCCAUCCUAGCAUCCGAAAAUCAUCUAGUAACUUGAAAAGUAAACCGAGACGUAAACAUGCUGUGUAUUAGUCAUCUAGUCUUGCGCAAAACAAAUCCAUCGCUUUUUUUUAAUUCUCCGAGGCAGCACACUACUCUUUUCUCGAAGAACAGAUUUCAGAUAACUUCACACUUCGACCCAUGAAGCAAAGCUAUCAAACCUCAAAUAGAACUUGGUGUUACUCUGCCGAUGGUUUUUUGUUUGUUUAAUCACUGUUGAAACGUUUUUUUUUUUGUUCCUAUUUAUUUGUUUUUCCCGUUUUUUUUAUUAAUUAGUAUAUUGAAAUCAUAUUUAUGUUAUUUAAUUAUUUUUUCUUAGUCACCAGCGUCGUAGCUGUGCUUUGAUGUUUUUUUUUUCGUUAUGCUGAAAACAGAAAGGAAACCUCAACAGUGAACAUAAAAGUCUCUACACCUUAGCUCGACUGAAUAAUUUGACGAUAAAAAUAUAAUCCUGCUAUUCUAAGAGCUUUUGUUUUGCAGGGUAUGGCACAGUUCAUAGAAAUAUGCAUGUUAGUUAUUUAUUUGUUUAAUAUAUUUAAUAUAUAUUAGAUGUUGUCAGUAAUGCUAACAGUAAUCAUUAUCCAAUCAGUCUUCAUAUUUAUUCCCUUAACGAAUCACGAAUAUUGCAAAAAAAAAAAAAUAAUAAAAAUAAAUCAAAACAACUGAGUCUAACAUGGUGUGCCUCCGAUCGCCGACUGCGUUUUUGAUAAGAGGAAAUAAAAAAAACUAUUUUUUUUGUAGAAAA